Molecule: messenger RNA, 572 nt
Organism: Dufourea novaeangliae
Lineage: Eukaryota; Metazoa; Arthropoda; Insecta; Hymenoptera; Halictidae
Gene: mRpL42
Product: 39S ribosomal protein L42, mitochondrial
Exons: 2
Coding region: 165-533 (122 amino acids)
Cellular component (GO): mitochondrial large ribosomal subunit
Source: RefSeq, a predicted model, not a curated record
CUAUGUACAUAAGUGAUUUUGGUGAUCUUCAUCAAUCUUCAUUCUGAACUGAAUACAUACGAUAUAUACUUCACUUAUCAGAAAGUUAGUGCGUGGAACAGCGUGGAAUUUGUUUUCAACACUUAUUUUGUAUAUAAUUCGCAGCGAGCGGAAAUAUAUUUAAAAUGAGUAGAGUGUUAUAUAUUGCACGUACUCUGAAUGUAUCCUGCAAACGAUACUCAAGUUCUAUGAAAUUACCUCAUAACCUUGUUGUGCCACUAAACAAAGAGAUGAUUGUCUGCUGGCAUCCAGAACAAGAAUUUCCAUAUGAACAUUCAUUACCAUUACCAGAAGAAAAGGAAAUCUCAUCGAAGUCUGUUUUAUGCAUUGGCAAAAAAGAGAUUGCAGAUGUUUUCUAUCGUAAUAAAAAAAGACAAGCAGUUAUCGAUGAGCUUGCUAAAAUGACAUAUACUACUAAACAUAGGUGGUAUCCAAAAAAAAGCAGAUUCAGGAAAAGGGAGAUAUUUAUAGAACCAGAAAGACCAUACUUAUAAAAGAGCCCAAGCAAUGUAUCCUACUGAAGUGAUUUUAAA